Oncorhynchus masou masou (cherry salmon) is the source of this 981-nucleotide messenger RNA. RefSeq names its product retinol dehydrogenase 8-like. Gene Ontology annotation, molecular function: all-trans-retinol dehydrogenase (NAD+) activity; estradiol 17-beta-dehydrogenase [NAD(P)+] activity. NCBI's taxonomy places the organism in Eukaryota, Metazoa, Chordata, Actinopteri, Salmoniformes, Salmonidae. Gene Ontology annotation, biological process: estrogen biosynthetic process; retinol metabolic process. The record is from RefSeq and is a predicted model, not a curated record. Gene Ontology annotation, cellular component: cytoplasm; cytosol. The coding region runs from base 25 to 981 and encodes 318 amino acids. The transcript is spliced from 6 exons.
UAAGGGGAAAACGUUAGGAGAGCCAUGGCGAACCCAGGACAAAAAGUGGUCCUAAUCACCGGUUGCUCCUCCGGGAUCGGGCUGAGGAUGGCGGUGAUGCUCGCUAAGGACGAGAAACAGCGCUAUCACGUCAUUGCCACCAUGCGAGACCUGAAGCGUAAAGACAAGCUGGUGGAGGCAGCAGGUGAUGCGUACGGGAAGAGCCUUUCUCUAGCUGUGUUGGACGUGUGUACGGACGAGUCAGUCAAGCAGUGUAUCGACGGAAUCAAGGACAGACAUGUAGACGUACUCAUUAAUAAUGCAGGUAUAGGUCUGGUGGGACCGGUGGAAAGCAUCAGUAUAGCUGAGAUGAAGAGUGUGUUUGAGACCAACUUCUUCGGUGUGAUCCGGAUGAUCAAGGAGGUGAUGCCAGAUAUGAAGAAGAGGAAGGGAGGACACAUCAUAGUGGUCAGCAGUGUCAUGGGACUACAGGGGGUCGUGUUUAAUGAUGUGUAUGCUGCCUCUAAGUUUGCCAUGGAAGGGUUUUGUGAGUGUCUGGCUGUACAGCUGCUCAAGUUUAACGUCACUAUGUCUAUGAUAGAGCCAGGCCCGGUCCAUACAGAGUUUGAAUCUAAGAUGAUUCAGGACGUCCGUCAGAAAGAGUUCCCUGGGGCCGAUGCCGAUACCGUCAACUACUUUAAAAACGUCUACCUGCCCUCCUCCGUCGACAUCUUUGAGACGCUCGGACAGACCCCCGAUGACAUCGCCAGGUGUACUAAGAAGGUGAUUGAGCAGGGCAGUUCUGCGCGGUUCCGGAACCUUACCAACCCGCUGUACACGCCCAUCGUGGCACUGAAGUAUGCAGAUGAGACGGGCGGCCUGUCGGUGCACGCCUUCUACCAUAUGUUGUUCAACCUGGGGCCCCUGAUGCACGUUAGCAUGAAGGCUAUGCAGUACCUGACCUGUGGAUGUCUACGCUCCAGGACCAUCUCCCCUAACUAG